CCUUUCUUGACUCCUCCCUCACCCGGGACACUUCCGCAUCUCACUCUUACUCACACUCUCGGGAACACCCCCCGGGACGCAGGCAGCACGAGGUCGCGCACAAGCAAUGGUCGGCAGACUCUCGACGACCCGCUCCGCCCCCACCAGUCCCCCGCGCCACUACUCCCGCGCCGACGGAUCCCGCGAUGAGACCGUCGGCAUCAUCUCCCGCGGCCCGGGCCGCAACUACCAGAGCAUGAACGCCAUGCCGCCGGCCGGCGUGCGGUCCCGUAAGUCGGCCCCUCAGCCGGCCCAGACCCGGCUGCCGGCCCAGACCGAGGUCGAGGAGGAAGAGGAGGAGGAGGAGGAGGACUACGACGACCUGGUCGCGCGGGAGGAGCGCGCCGCGCAGGACAAGGAGCCGUGGUACACGGUGUUCCUCUCGAGCUUUCAGAGCAUCGAGCUGGAGAACAAGGGUAGCGUGGCCCGCGACCACCUCGCGCUCGAACGGACCUUCCUCGCGUGGCUCCGCACCUCGCUGGCCUUCGCCUCCAUCGGCAUCGCCGUCACGCAGCUCUUCCGCCUCAACUCGUCCCUCUCCGGCCCCGGCCCCGCAGACCCCAACGCUCACACCCUCCGCCAGCUGGGCAAGCCCCUCGGCGCGACCUUCCUGGCCGUCAGCAUCCUCAUCCUUUUCCUCGGCUACCAGCGCUACGCCCGCGCCCAGCGCUGGGUCAUGAAGGGCAAGUUCCCGGCGAGCCGGGGCACCGUCAUCCUCGUCUCCCUCGUGGCCUUCGCCCUCAUGGCGGCGAGCCUCGUCGUCGUCGUCGUCGUGAGCCCCACGGGCAGGGAGCGUUAAAAGGUGGGGUACCGGAACGGGGCGGAGGGGGGCGCCCACCUGUUGCGUGUGGGGGGAUCCGAGCAAGUCCUGCUGUGUCGAGAGGACUGGGGACCGAGCCGGAUGCGGAACUGCACCUACCGGAGCUGCUCACCGGUACCAUAGUCAUCAUGGUCAUGUACAUCCCAUGUCACGCAGGAAUGGACAUAUAACGUCCCCCCCCCCCCCUCCCC
Messenger RNA from Colletotrichum navitas, 1050 nucleotides. RefSeq lists its product as uncharacterized. The transcript is spliced from 2 exons. The record is from RefSeq and is a predicted model, not a curated record. NCBI's taxonomy places the organism in Eukaryota, Fungi, Ascomycota, Sordariomycetes, Glomerellales, Glomerellaceae. The coding region runs from base 107 to 838 and encodes 243 amino acids.